This is a messenger RNA of Meloidogyne enterolobii, 747 nucleotides long. NCBI's taxonomy places the organism in Eukaryota, Metazoa, Nematoda, Chromadorea, Rhabditida, Meloidogynidae. The record is from the annotation of a GenBank genome assembly.
UUUGAAGGUUUUUGUGGGAGAUUAUCCGACUUAAAUUUAUGUGUUUCUAAUACAAUGAAAAAUGAUUUGCUUAAACGAUGGAAUAUAAAUUCAACUGUUUUGUAUGACAGACCUCCAAGUUGGUUUUUCAGAUCAAUAGCAUCAGAAAAAUGCGAAUUUUUAAACAAGUUUUUGGCCGAAAAAGAAUCAAAACUUCAAAAUUUAUUCUUUACUGAAUCACCCGAGGGAGCGAUAACACUACGUGAGGAUCGUCCAUUAAUUAUGGUCUCUAGCACAAGUUGGACACCCGACGAAGAUUUUUCAAUUUUACUUACAGCCUUGAUUGGUUACGAUGAAUAUUCCCAAAGUGAUAAGGGUCACUUAUUGCCCAAACUUCUUGUAAUUAUAAGUGGUAAGGGGCCACAGAAACAACUUUAUUUGGAGAAGAUUAGCACCAUUCGAUGGCACAACGUUUUUAUUUUGACUGACUGGUUAGAGGCUGAGGAUUAUCCCAAGGUUGUGGAUAUGUUCGGAUCAAAACUGCCAGUUUUGGCUAAACGCUUUCCUGCUAUCCCCGAAUUGGUAAAGGAUGGAGUAAAUGGAAUACUCUUUGAUAAGGCUGAAGAAUUGGAACUAGCAAUAAUAAGAAUUUCAGAAAAGUUUCCUAAAAAUGAGGUACUUAAUGAAUUAAAAAGCAAUGUAGGAAAGGACUUUAAAUGUUGGGAGGAAAAUUGGGAAGAGAUUGUUUGGCCAUUGUUAAAUGAUUAG